Messenger RNA from Labrus bergylta (ballan wrasse), 2527 nucleotides. Its product is annotated as RING finger protein 223. Gene Ontology annotation, biological process: protein ubiquitination. Lineage: Eukaryota; Metazoa; Chordata; Actinopteri; Labriformes; Labridae. The record is from RefSeq and is a predicted model, not a curated record. Gene Ontology annotation, molecular function: ubiquitin protein ligase activity.
UCACAUCAAGAAGGGAUUUCUGUGGGACAGGAUAGAAACAGGACCAGGACAGAGGCAAACUACCGUAUUUAGCUGUCGAUCCAGACAUACACCACCUCAAGGCUGAGACGCUCUGCGAGGACAUUUGCAUAAAGUGCUAAAUAGGGAUCUGAUGGAGCAGGGCAGGUGAUACCGGCCAAAGGACACACAGAGGAAGGAGGGCCCAGAGCUGACACUGACAAAGCUCAGAGCACACACCCACCAACACACACAGACACGCUCACACUAACUCACACCUGUGGCUCAGGCAGAGAACUCAGACCUGCACAGAGGAGGACUUAUACGAACCUCAAACUCUCCCCUGCUGGGAUCUCAGAAGUAUUUCAUUGCAGAAAAAUGUAUUUUGGACUUCUACGGGAGUGAGCUGGGAGGAAGAGAGAGGACCAUCUCACAUCUUCAUUCGACAGAUAAUCCAGACGUACAUACAUUCAUCUCCGGAAGAUGGAUCAGUCUCCUCAGGUCUGGCACAUGCAGGUUGACAAUGCUGGAGAGCUGCAAAAGAAAGUGUCGAUCGCUGGUCAGCCAGAAUGCUCAAUCUGCUACAACACCUACGACAACGUCUUCAAAACGCCAAAGCUGCUGGAGUGCACCCACACCUUCUGCCUGGAGUGCCUCUCCCGCCUCAUGGCGUUCUCCCUUGCCGAACAAGAGGAUAAUGGCGGCAGCCCUCACCUCUCCUGCCCCUUCUGCCGCCAAACAACCACGCUGCCUGAGGAAGGACCCCCGGCCCUGACCACAAGCCACGAGGUCCUCUGCAAGCUGCCCAGCCACCAGCAGCAGGAGGAGCCGGUGUGGCUGGAAGGGGAGAAGCUCUGCUACAAAACCAGACACAACGCCCCAGACAGUCCCACGGCCUUUUGCGUCUGCAUCGACAUCGGGGCCACCAAGUCUGCUGCGCCGGUCCAGUCGCAGCCCCGGACUUCUGGCAUUCUGGACCGGCUUUCUGACUGGAAGAGGAUGGUGCUCUUCGUUGUACUCAUGGUGCUGCUUGUUGUCAUCGUGUUGUGGCCUCUACAGUGUGUUUUCAGCACAGGGAGCAUGCGUUGCAUGCGGGAAACAAACACUCCCAACCCAACCCCAGCUACCACUACCUUUAGCUCGAUCGCUCGCUCUUCUCUGUCCGAUUAAACUUCUAAACUUGCUGGACUUCACUGCAACUGUAAAUUAUUUGUUUUUGACACAGCCCUUAUUCAUCCUUUGCUCAUAAUUGCAACAACUGUUGCUGUCAACACCUUAUAUUUCCACCUGCAAUAGAGCCACAGGUUUUGGACUGCAAUAGAACUUCGAUGUUGGACGAGAUGUCAGACUUUAGCGCCACUCAGUGUUGGUUUUUAAAAAGGCACUCUGACUAACCCCACAGGGCGCCAAAUAUGAAAAUGCUGAAAGCAACAUGGACUGCAUUCACUGGAAUUUUGAGUUUUGGUUACCUAUGCAAGUGAAAUCAUUGAACUAUUUAACAUUUUUAAAAUCAUAAUCACUUUCAAAUAGCUGCUUUAACUGGAAUAAAUCCCUCUCAAGCUCCUACACAGCAGUCCUUCAGUACAGAAUUGUUAAUAGAAGCUUUAAAGGCUGAUUAAACGACAGUGAUGGACUUUUUGUUGAUAUAGCCUGCCAAACAUGAUGUUGAAGAAGCUUGCUGUAUUUAUGCCAAAAAUUGUUUCAAUGGAUUGUGAACUUUUCUAUGCAAAUAUACAGUCAGCUGAAGAACAACAAAAAGUCCAGAUUGUAAAGAAUGUAAUCACAAUGUGCCAACUGAGAACUCAAAGUGUUUAUAUAUUGUACAUUUGAUUCGUAUGUUUGUACAGACUAUGUCUUUGUUUACAGAACUAUAAUAACAGGUUAGAUAUCUGCUUGGAUCAUAUUCUGGAUCAGUUAUAGUUUACAAUAUUUACACAGCAGGUGCAGUAAAUUGCCCUGAAACAACAACCAACAUGUGACGUGCUUGAAUGCAAAUUUAAAAGUGUUAGUUUCAAAGUCAAGUUUUAAUUUCCUCCCUAUGUGAACCUUAGACUCAUGACUACAGAAACAAAGCCUUCCUUUGUCUUCUCAGGAAGUUGCGUUCAUUUAUUCCUGGAUUAGGAGCGUCACGUGAAGGAAAAGUGAGGCUGUGGGGGGUUUCCGAGGUUCUCACCUCUGACACAUGCUUGAAAAGAUGCUUAAAUGUACAUUAAAAUGUAACAAUCAUUUAGGAGCAGUCGUAAUAAAAGUGUGACUUCCUGAAGCACCACGAGUAAACAUUGGUAACCGAUUGAUGCAGGAUAAAAGGCUCAGCCAUCGGCUUGAAACACACAUUAUUUUUUUUAAAGCAAAUCCAGAUAAGAAUAAAUCAUAAGAAGAAUAAACAUUGUAUGUAGACAAAUUGAAUAAAAGCUUCUUGUGAUUUAAUGCCACUUUGCUCCAGAGCUUUUGAACUACACACCUUCAUAAAAAGAAACCUGUUGUUCCUUCUCUCCAAUAAAGUAGAAUAAACAGACGAUUUUCCUUGUGG